CUCCCCUUCCUCCCCCUCCGCGCGUGUGUGUGUGUGUUGAGUGUGUGUGUGUGUGUGUGUGCGUGCAUGUGUGUGCGUGUGUCUCGCUGUCUCUCCAGCCCAGCCUGACGCAGGCAGAUCGAAAUCACCCCUAACAAGCCGGGCUCCGGAGCGCGGUGCCGCGGGGGAGGAGGCGGCGGCGGGGGUCCGGCUGCGGCGGGGCCGCCAGCGCCGCUGCCCCGGCGCGCAGCGGGGCCGGGGCCGCAGGCAGCGCCCCGGCGGCGGCGGCGGCGCGGGGAAGUUGGCCCAAGUGCGGGGAGGCAGCGGGGGGGAAAGUUGCCGGGAGAGGCGCGGGGCGAGCCGGGCAGCGGCGGCGGCGGCCAGGACCAUGGGCACUUUGCGGGAUUUACAGUACGCGCUGCAGGAGAAGAUCGAGGAGCUGCGGCAGCGGGAUGCGCUCAUCGACGAGCUGGAGCUGGAGUUGGACCAGAAGGACGAACUGAUCCAGAAGCUGCAAAACGAGCUGGACAAGUACCGCUCCGUGAUCCGGCCCGCCACGCAGCAGGCGCAGCAGCAAAGCGCCGGCACCUUGCAGGGCGAGCAGAGGACCAAGCGGCAGGCGAUCUCAGCCGAGCCCACCGCCUUUGACAUCCAGGACCUCAGCCACGUCACCCUGCCCUUCUACCCCAAGAGCCCACAGUCCAAGGAACUAAUAAAGGAAGCAAUCCUUGACAACGACUUCAUGAAGAAUCUGGAACUGUCGCAGAUCCAGGAGAUUGUGGAUUGUAUGUAUCCCGUGGAGUAUGGCAAGGACAGCUGCAUCAUCAAAGAAGGAGACGUGGGGUCCCUGGUGUACGUCAUGGAAGAUGGGAAGGUCGAAGUGACGAAAGAAGGUGUGAAGCUGUGCACCAUGGGACCUGGCAAGGUAUUUGGGGAGUUGGCCAUCCUCUACAACUGCACCCGGACAGCAACUGUCAAAACUCUCGUAAAUGUGAAACUUUGGGCUAUUGAUCGGCAAUGUUUUCAAACAAUAAUGAUGAGGACAGGCCUUAUCAAGCAUACUGAGUAUAUGGAAUUUUUAAAAAGUGUUCCCACAUUCCAGAGCCUUCCUGAGGAGAUACUUAGUAAGCUUGCAGAUGUCCUUGAAGAGACGCACUAUGAAAGCGGAGAGUACAUUAUAAGACAAGGUGCUCGAGGGGACACUUUCUUCAUAAUCAGCAAAGGGAAGGUGAACGUUACUCGUGAAGACUCCCCCAGUGAAGAUCCAGUCUUUCUCCGCACUUUAGGGAAAGGAGAUUGGUUUGGAGAAAAAGCCCUUCAAGGGGAGGAUGUCAGAACAGCCAAUGUCAUCGCGGCUGAAGCGGUAACUUGUCUCGUCAUAGACAGAGACUCCUUCAAACAUCUGAUUGGCGGUCUAGAUGACGUUUCCAAUAAAGCCUAUGAAGAUGCCGAAGCGAAAGCAAAAUAUGAAGCCGAAGCUGCCUUCUUCGCCAACCUGAAACUGUCUGAUUUCAACAUCAUUGACACCCUUGGAGUUGGAGGGUUUGGACGAGUUGAACUGGUCCAGUUGAAAAGUGAAGAAUCGAAAACGUUUGCCAUGAAGAUCUUGAAGAAGCGGCACAUAGUGGACACGAGACAGCAGGAGCACAUACGGUCGGAGAAGCAGAUAAUGCAGAGCGCUCACUCGGACUUCAUCGUGAGGCUCUACAGGACGUUCAAGGACAGCAAGUAUUUGUACAUGCUGAUGGAAGCCUGUCUAGGUGGAGAGCUCUGGACAAUUCUCAGGGACAGAGGUUCGUUUGAAGAUUCGACGACCAGAUUUUAUACCGCGUGUGUGGUUGAAGCUUUUGCCUAUUUGCAUUCCAAAGGAAUCAUCUAUAGGGACCUCAAGCCAGAAAACCUCAUUCUGGAUCAUCGAGGUUAUGCCAAACUGGUCGAUUUUGGCUUUGCAAAGAAAAUAGGAUUUGGAAAGAAAACAUGGACUUUUUGUGGAACUCCAGAGUACGUAGCCCCAGAGAUCAUCCUGAACAAAGGUCACGACAUUUCAGCAGACUACUGGUCACUGGGAAUCUUAAUGUAUGAACUCCUGACUGGCAGUCCACCUUUCUCAGGCCCAGACCCCAUGAAGACCUACAACAUCAUAUUAAGGGGAAUUGAUAUGAUUGAAUUUCCAAAGAAGAUUGCCAAAAAUGCUGCUAAUUUAAUUAAAAAACUAUGCAGGGACAACCCAUCAGAAAGAUUAGGGAACUUGAAAAAUGGAGUAAAAGAUAUCCAAAAGCACAAAUGGUUUGAAGGCUUUAACUGGGAAGGGUUGCGAAAAGGGACACUGACACCUCCUAUAAUACCCAGUGUUGCAUCUCCGACAGACACAAGCAAUUUCGACAGCUUCCCUGAGGACAGUGAUGAACCACCCCCUGAUGACAACUCAGGAUGGGACAUAGAUUUUUAAUGUAUUUCUUUUACCUGCUUCUGCCUUGCUGAAGACAGCUUCCUGGGACGUGGCUGCCAGCAGAACUGAAAGAAUUGGGGAGGAUUAGUGCUCGGGGUCACCAUGAUGCCUUGAUUGAUGCUGCUACAGUAACUACAGUGGCAUUAGGACUUCUUGCUUAGAUGACAAUAGUGCUCUUCAUGUUUUAUGUUCAAACUUAAAAUAGCAGUUGACAUGGUGGUCCUGAUGCAAAGCCUUUCACCGGUAAAGAAAUACGUUUUCUAUCACUGCAGCGAUCUUGCUAUGCUGUAAUUAUAAAAGUUGAAAGAUACCCAGUGUAAGAUACACUUAAUUCUAGCUGCAAGGUACUGGCUUUUAUCAGUAGGAUCAAUAGUAAUUUAUUAAGUACUGUAGCUAAGCGCAGUACAGGAUUUGGGCUACUCCCACACGUGAAGCUCUGUAGGUCUUCUACUGUAGGCCAGUGUAGAAACAGAGGAGGACCACAAAAACACCGGUCAAAGAGGUCGUGUCAAAGCAGUGGUAAGAUUUGUCCUUUUGCUUUCCAAGCAGUGUUCAUGACGAGAUUGAAUGUUACCAUUCCUCUUUCUUUUUGAGAGUUUUUUUGUUUAACCUGACGUAACAAAAGCACAACUGCUAUAGAUUCUGUUAAGAACUGUUAAGGCAGAUAUGGGUCGCUUCUCACAUACAACUGAGAACAUAGUAUAACACAAGGGUUUUUUUUUUCUUUGUGGUACAAUUACAUAAUUGCAUGAAAAAAAUCAUAAAAUUAUCCAUUUUACAUAUAAAAUAGCUCUUAAAUAAUGGUCCUAUAAUAAAGCGACAGCAGCCAACUGGUCUUCUUGAUUAGCUAUUAGACAUGAAACUAAGCUUAACUUUUACCUUUUUAGAACCCAAAGGGAAAAUACAAGACCUGUAAUGUACUUUAUAGGUGCUAUGUACAUCCUUCAUCUGUGAAUAUACCUAUUCAGUCAACGACCAUUUCAGAAAUACGUAGCAAGAGACAUUGCUUUCCAUUGCGCUCUAAGAACAGAAGACUUUAGGUCUCCAUUUCUGCAUCUCUUCCACCUUUGCUUCAAAGCCCGUUUUUUUAAAAAUAAAGCAUAUGGUACGGGGCCAGCGUGCUGGCUCUGUCUGGAAGUUUGCACAUCAAAACGUAAUUGUAACGCCGCACCAGCGUAAGUCAGAAGGUACUCCACAAAAAGUCAGUGCAAUUAAAAGGAAAAUUGGUAUUAGCUCAACGCAGACAUGUUGCAUUUGGGUGAGAUUUACUGCUCUACGUAUCUCCAAAGUAGCAAGUCCUCAGCGACCGUGCUUAGGCACGGUGAUGGCUAGAGAUGAGGCACCUCAUAAUAAUAAUAAUAAAAAAAAAGGAGCUGGGAAAGUAAUAAUAUUACUCCUGCACUUUCCUCUCGCUUCCACAGCUUUUCUGCAAGAGCAGCUUCUUUGCUUUAGCGAAGUCUCUUCUGACUUGCACCGAAGUAACCAAAAAUCCUGUCCUCUAUGCCUGCUUGGCAGGCGUACCCGCAGCUAAAGGUUUAUCCCGUCAUUCCUACGCGAAGCCCGAGCUCUCGGACCCUGUAACCGACUCUGCCGAAACCUCCUUGUAUUCGUGCCUGCCCCGAGCUUAGCAGAUCCCCGUUUGAUCGCAGAGUUACCAAGAGCUGUUGUAGAUGACAGAAGUCAAAAGACCAACUUUUGCUAGUCGCAAUGGAUUAUCUCCUGCUCUAACUAUGAUUGCGAAUUAUCCCUUAUGUUUCGGUAACUCCUGGGAGUUGCUGGCUUUUAUGAUGUGCGUGUCCACGUACACGAGUAAUUUCGUUGCAGGAGUAUCCCUCCAAAGGAUAAGAGUCGAGGCUUUGACUUUGUUCCCCUGAGUAGGAGUUUUACCUCAAAGAGGGGAGUGCUAAGAAAACAUACACAUCAACAGUAAAAAUACAUAUAUAUAUUUCUCUGAUGCUAAUUCCCAGCACCUUUCCAUUUUCACAGUGCGACUUGUGUAGUCUUAAUAGAGUGUAUUAAAAAGCUAUUUUCUCCACUUCUUUGACAGUCUCAACAGUAUCUAAAGUUUGCCGAAGAGCUCAGUUAUUGCAGACCCCCUUUAAAAACAGUCUGUUUCACUGAAUUUUCUUCAUGCUUUAAUAGAUGAGCGACUUAACAUCUUCAGCGCAAUAACUUCAGGUUAUUUCUGCUAUUCAUUAAUCACGCGUGGCAUCGUAUUAACAUCUGUUUGCCUUGAAAACCUUGGGGAAAAGACAGUAACUACGUCUACCGGGAAUUACUUGCAUAGGACAAAUACACGCUUAGUUUUAAACAUUUAUCUUAAGGAUUGAAAACCCUGCCUGAAAGCAAAUACUAAAUACUAGGGCUAAAAUAACUGCUAGGCAUCCUACCAAACAAGCAGUCACCCGACUGCAUUAAAGCUGAAUUCUGUAUUCAUGUCCCCCUAUUUCUUCACUCAGUGACGUGGCUACGUCGGACAAGAAAACUUGUUUCAUUUGUUACCUUUGUACAGAAGACUCGAAAGAGGAGUUUGUCUCAGUUCUAGAUAUUAUAAUAUUUAGCGCUUGAGAUUUGGUUGUCCAGCAAGGACUUGCCACGGGAAAAGAGCAUCACAAUGUUUUUUGGGGGAGAACUGAAAACAUUGCAGGAAGAAUGUUUUAAAAAAUGAGGAGUUAUUUUCUUUCUGCCUCUCAGUUUUUCCUUAUGCCACAUACAGUAAUACCUGAACCGUGUGGCAUGCACUGUAUCGAAUAUAAUUUUAUUUUGAUAUCAAACACCUCACUCAACUCUCAUCACCUUUACUAAGCAUACUUUAAACAUAGUUAGCAUAUGUAUAUUAAUAAUAUACGUCUUCAUUUAUGAGUAAUAUAUUUGAGUUGCAUAAUAUAUAUAUAUAUUCACAACAACUGAUUGCCUCUGUGUUUCCACAUACGGUCUUUUCUUCUUUGUCUCCUUUUUUAAUAUAUGGGACGACGGUGUAUUUACGUAAGGGGAAAUCAGCUACCAUAUUUAAAACAAAUGUGUUAAGAUUGGUGUCCUAAGAUACAGAUGAUCUGUAGCUUCUUACAGUGCUGCAUUAUCCAUAGUAAACUCUUAUUUAACAACAGGACCACAAGCAAAUAUUUAUGUAAAUAGAUAUUUUCGUGUUGAUAUUUUGUGGUACACAUAUAACUUUUUCUUUAGAGUUCCAUGGCAUUAUUACUUCAUUUUCUUAUUUGUAAUGUAAUGUUUUUAGAUCAAAGUAGACUUGAAUUAAUGUCAUAAUUGUCAGUAUUAUUAAACUUUAUGUCAACUGUACUGUUACUCAUCUGUCCCAUAGUUUUAGAACAUGACUAGCUAUCUGGCAUUGUUGCAAGUGCCUUAAAUUCAUGGCAUCCUAUAAAAAUACAAAUUUGGUGUUAUGCUGCAUGACAAAGACAAACACACCUCAAAAUGUUGUCCUUUCUUAGCUUGCUGCGUUUUACAGUUCUUUCUGCUAACAAUUUCUAAGCCUUUAUUAUAUAAUAUUGAUGAAUUACAGAAAUGAUGAAGUUGUUCUCUUAUUUCUGUUAAAUGUACCAGAGCUGUGUAUCUGUUAAUGAGAUACAGAGUCAUUUCUGUGAAAUGUAUAAAUGUAUGUGCGGGUCAAAUUAAUAUAUGACAUACUAUCAGUCUGUAUACAGGUAUUCCUGUUUUGCUAAGCUGUGCAGAUUUAAACUAUCGUGCAGUAACGUUCCGACAUACCGUGUUUUCUAAACUUCAUUACAAACGGUCCGCCCAGAGAAAGGAUUUAGCAAUUCGGUGUCACCACGGCCACGCAAAACUGCAUUUUGACGCGAAACCAAUGACUGGGGAAAAAAUAAAUUUAUUAAAAAAAAAAAAAAAAAGCCGCCUCGUGCUUGCACCACUCAACAAAACAGGAUCUGUGCUUUCUAUGAGUUCUUCUAUAUGCAAGUCCUUACGGAGGCAAGCUCGCGGCCCACCCGCAAGCUAACCGCCGAAAAUGUUACUGCUUUUCCUUCCUCCGCAGCUGCCCGCGGCGGAGAAACGGAGCGCCGAGACUUGGACCAGUUUCGGGCUUUACUGGCAAAGGGAAAUGUCCUUCGGAGUUGCCUGUCCUACCGAUUGCGGUCGACGCUGGUUUUACACUGGUCGUUUAUUUUGUAUUCUCACGCCUCUGUUUCGCCCCGUUCUCUCCCCACCGCGGAUUCUGCGUAAAAGGGGUUUUGUUUGUCGGAAGACGUCCGUCGCCGAAUGGUCGUUGACCAGUUGCACUCUUUUGAUGUAGACUUAAGAACCUGGUUUUUGGUUUUUUUUCCCCCCAUCAACUUAACCGCUUUGGUUUCGCUCUGUAUUUUCCCCGCAGCUGUAAUUGCUGAGUGCCUGUUGUAUACUUUAUAGAGUUGAAAUAAAAAUAAUUACUUUUGAA
Molecule: messenger RNA, 6836 nt
Organism: Dromaius novaehollandiae (emu)
Lineage: Eukaryota; Metazoa; Chordata; Aves; Casuariiformes; Dromaiidae
Gene: PRKG1
Product: protein kinase cGMP-dependent 1
Exons: 18
Coding region: 368-2428 (686 amino acids)
Biological process (GO): protein phosphorylation
Molecular function (GO): ATP binding; cGMP-dependent protein kinase activity
Source: RefSeq, a predicted model, not a curated record